AUGAUUACUUUAAAAAGAGACUUAAAAAGAAAAAAAAAAUAUACAUCCAAGUUAAGAAAAAAUUUUUUAGAAUUAUAUGCUGACGAUAAUGAAAGAAGAAAUAAACAAAUAAAUUUUUCUUACUAUAUUAAUAUAGAAUCAACAAUUUUAGAAUUACUGUUAGAUAAUAAUUUAGAAUCUUUUAAAAAUGCAGGAAAACUUUUGUUCAUUAUACUGUCUGGUGUAUCACCUAAUAUGCUUUAUUUUAAAAGAGUAUUAAAUUUAGUUUAUUUAUUUUUUUACAAAGGUGGAACAAAAUUUUAUCAUAGCGAUAUGCAUUUUCAAAUUGUAGUAUUUCUUCACAGUUAUAUUAAAUUAUAUAAUAUUAUUUGCUCAAUAUAUAUUUUUAAUCUAUUAUUAGCUAAUAAUAAUAUAAAGAAUUUAGAAAAAUACAAAGAUAAAUAUAUUCCUAAACAUAUAAUAGCCACCUAUGUUGAUCACUCAUAUUUUCACAUAAAAGAAUUUUUAUUAACAGUUAGAAAAUUUCUUAUUGAAACUAAUAAAGAAAAUUAUCAAAAAAAAAAAACAUAUUUAAAGAAAUUAAAUGAAAAAAUUGUAUUAUAUAAAGAAAGUGAUGAAGAAAUUUUACAAAAUUUUUACAAAUUAUAUAAUUUUGAAUUCCCUAAAUCCUUAGAAAAAAAUUUAAAAUAUUUAAUAUCACAAUGUACACGUGUUAACUAUCCUUUGCAUAGUAUAUAUCUAGAUAUUUACAUUUUAUACAAUAUUAAAAAUAUAUUAAAAGUUUUAGUUGUAAUAGAUCAGUUAUUUUGUUCUUUAUUUCCUUACUAUUAUUUUUAUGAAUUAAAACUAAAACUUCUUUUACUUCUAAUACACAAAUAUGAAAAUGAAAAAGAAUAUUUAAAUUAUAAUGGAUUAGAAACAAUAAAUGAUAAAGAAAAAAUGCAUUCUUAUGAAAAUAAUGCAAAUCAAAAUAAAAUAAAUUAUAUUCAAAUUUAUAAAAAUCCUACUAAUAUUAAUGAUGAGGAAAAUAGUACUCUUUUAUAUGAAGAAUCGUGUAUUGAUAAUAAAAAUAUUGACAAUAGAAAUAAAAACAAAAAAAAGAAAAAAGAAAUAAAUGACGAAUUAAAUUGUUUAUAUAGCAGCGAUUCAAGCAAAAGUGAUAAUCCUACUUUUGAUGAAGAAACAAACAAAAAAGAUGAAGAUAUGGAAUCUGAUAAAAAUUUUUAUUUAGAUAAAUUCAUGAACUUAUAUAUUAAUUGUACAGAAAACAUAAAUAAAAGUUUACCUUCAAUUAGUGAAUUACAUGAAAAUAAUCCAUUAAAACAAUUAAACAAAAAAAUAAGAGAUAAAAGAAAAAAGUUAGAUAAUAAUUCUAUUUUAGAUUAUUUUAAAAUAUCUGAAAAAAAAAGUAUAUAUAUUGAUAAAGAAGACAAGGAAUCAAUGAAUAAUAAUAAUGAAAAUGAUAAUAAUAUAGGAGUAAAUCCAGUUAUGAAAAAAGAAAAUAAAAGAGUUAAAUUGUGUAAUCCUCCCCCUAUAGAGAAUAUAUAUAAAAAUACAUAUAAUGAUAUAGUGUACAAUUUAAAUGUAGUUGUAAAUGUUGCUAAAAAGUUGAUGUUUUCAUCUUAUUAUGAUGCGAUAUAUGUCAAACUCUUUUAUUGUUAUUUGUUACCUUUUAUUUCUUAUGAAAAAAAAAUUGAGAUAUUUUUAAUAUAUUCUUAUUCAAACUUUAAAAUUAUGAAACCAUUAACAUUCAUAAUUUUUUAUAAUAAUCACAAUUCUCUUUAUAUUUUAAAUACAUUUGAAACAAUUUUUAAAGAUGUUUAUCUUUUUCAAAAAUACAAGAACACAUACUUUAAUAACUUUUCUCUAAAAAAUAUACCUAAAAAUUAUUUUAUUUUUCUUUUUUUUAUAUCCAUUUUUUUUUAUAAUAACAAAAUAGAAUCUUUAUUAUAUAUGUACAACCUCUUUUACAAUUACGAUAAAGAAAUAAUUAGUAACAAAGAGAAAGACAUAAACUAUACGAAAAUAUAUGAAGAAGUUAUAUUAAAAAAUGAUGAAAAAUAUGUUGAACAAAAAAAGCAUAUAAACAUUAUUAUUAUUAAAUUUAUUGAAACAUAUAAAGAAAAAUUUAACAUUUACCUAUGUGAAUAUUUUGAUUUUUAUAGAAUAUUUUUUAUUUUAUUUGUUUCGUGUGUAGAUGUUGAAUAG
Plasmodium gallinaceum is the source of this 2208-nucleotide messenger RNA. Its product is annotated as conserved Plasmodium protein, unknown function. Lineage: Eukaryota; Apicomplexa; Aconoidasida; Haemosporida; Plasmodiidae. The record is from RefSeq and is a predicted model, not a curated record. The coding region runs from base 1 to 2208 and encodes 735 amino acids. The transcript has 2 exons.